Messenger RNA from Cherax quadricarinatus, 2652 nucleotides. NCBI's taxonomy places the organism in Eukaryota, Metazoa, Arthropoda, Malacostraca, Decapoda, Parastacidae. The record is from RefSeq and is a predicted model, not a curated record.
UGUGUGGGCCGCAGGAGGUGGAUGUGUAUGUGUCGUGAAGUCAGGGCACAUGAUCCACGCUAGUGUCACGCAGACUACUAGGGGCCCUCUUUCAUAGAACUUAAACUAUUAACGCUGCAGCUUACAGUGCUAAUAUUAAUCUUGUGAAAGCGUCCGUGUCACUGAAACAAUCUUGACCAAAUGAAUAUAGCCGUGGAAUCAAAGGUAAACCGUCCCAGAACUCGAAAUUCCAUCCCACCCAGUCAUGGCGGGGGGUGAGGAGCAGUGAGGGAGAUAUCCUUCCUGAGACACUCUGAAGACUAUUGUUUAUUGUAGUGGUUGGUGAGGGGAAGGUGUGCCCGUGUGAGGGGCCCCUCCAACAAUGUGGUGGUGGAGUGCUGGAGGAGCUGUGUGUUGGGCAGCGCAGUUGCUGCUGCUGCUGCUGCUUCUGCAAGUUACCCUCGUCUGGGUCGAUAACACGGCAGGUGCAGUGAUCGUGCCUGGGUCACUGAAGGUGGCAGUAACGCAGGUGACGGGUGACGGCGCUGUGCUCACCUGGGCCACAUCUUCGGGUCAUCGGAAAGUCAUGACCUCGUGCUUGCUGCACUACGGCCCUCUGACUGAGGCCAUGCAUGUUCAGACCGCGGUGCAACCGGCCGAGCACCGCAUCGCCCUCGCGCACCUUGCUCCCCACACCACCUACUACGCCUUCCUCAGUUGUUCCCACGCAACCACUACUUACACUUCUAACACCGUCCACUUUACACCACAUGGAGACCCAGCGGUGGCGCUGGAGGUGCGACCCCCACCACCCCCACCUCCGCCCAAGCCUGUGAGGAAGCCCCCCUUCUGGUCGUCGGGAGGAGGGCGGAAGGAGGGAGGCGGUGGACAGUCAGCUGAGGACGGAGGGAUAGUGGUGAUGAUGAGUCAGCGUCAUAUGGAUGCUCCAAGACGCGACCCUCACAGUGCUGUCCCUUCCACUAGCGUCAUACUGGGUGAGCUAACCUGCUGUCGCCACACCCAGUUGUGUAGAUGCGCUGUUGUAUAUGGGUUACAUGGUGCGAGCACUCUGGAAAAUAGCUGCCCUAUUGUACUGGAACAACAUGGCGGCUACCUCUACAACUUUGAAGAACUCAUGGCAGACUACAACCAACAGAUCAAUGCGGGUAACUCUUAAAUGAGUCUCUGAUAAACGUUACAAUCUCCUGGAAAAAAAAACAGAGAAACUCUACAUAUUUUGCAAGGCUCUUACAGGUUCCGUGAAUUUUUACAAGGCUCCAGGAGUCUGUGAUAAGGCUCCACCGAAGCUAUGUGAUAUUUUGCGAGAAAGCUGUACACGGCCCUUAAAAUAUUUUAAGAUACUGUGAAACAUUGUGAGCUUAGAGCAGCUCUAAUAAGGCUCUGUAAGACGUGAUAUUACUAGCUUUUAAGCAAGCUCUGUGACACUCAUUGAAGUCUUUUACUACAAAUGUUUGUGUACUCGCCUUCACACAGUUGUGCAAGGAUAUACAAACUUUAUAUUGUGACAUUUGUGGUGAAGUCUAUAUAUGGAUUUAUAAGACUGAUAUUAUUAGUGAUUUUUCGUGUGUGGCUACAUAAUUCUGACUGCUUUUUCUGAGACUUUUUGAACAUAUGCAGUUUUAAAAGAUAAUGCAGGGAAGUUUUAAACUUUCAGAGUCCCUAACAAGGUUUGUUAAAGUUCGUUUAUUUUAUAUACUAUCAAGUCUGUAUAAGCCUUUUAUAACUAACUCUAAGUAUAUCUAAGACACACUGGUCUAAGAGCCAUAGAGAGAAGCAGUGUUUUGUGUCGAGUCAAUUUUCAAACUCAGAUGAAGAACAGAAAUCGUGGUUUGAUUGUUUGGACUUGAGUGAGGAACAAAAUUCUCAUGCGUUUUUUUUGGACUUGAGUGAGGAACAUCGGGUGGAUGAACAUUUUUUUUGUCUAGUCUAUUGGCAAAUAAUGACUUGAUACGUGUUUUUGGGGCUGGUGACAAGCAUCAGUCGAAUGUGGAUAAGUUAGUCUCAGGUGUCAAACACCAGUCGGAUGUGGCGUUCUCAGGUUGAGAUUACGAGUUCUAUUCUGUAUAGGCAAUGUUGUGUCAACUCAGGGGUAUUAAAUAUUUUCUGGGAACGUCUCAUCAGAACGCCUUGAGGAAACGUUUGCUGGGAAUGGCUUCCUGGGAUGUGUACUGAGAAUGCCCGUCAUUGUAGUUUUAGUGAGAAUAAUUACUGAAAAAUCAUCUGAAAGUAACUUCUAUGAGCGGCUUGUGAAAGCAUGUGCAGGAAACCUUCCGGGAACCGCAUCGGGAAACUCGUUAUAAAAACGUCUGGUGCGAAUUUUGAGAACAUCUUGCGUGAAGCAUGAGAACGUCUAGCGUGAAGCAUGAGAACGUCUAGUGUGAAGCAUGAGAACGUCUAGCGUGAAGCAUGAGAACGUCUAGCGUGCAGCAUGAGAAUGGCUCACGCUAAUUACGGGUAGGUGUUACAAGUGUUGACGUCGUGAAGGUGUCAGCGUGGAGAGCCUGUUGGCAGCGUGGAGAUCCUGGUGGCAGCGUGGAGAGCCUGGUGGCAGCGUGGAGAGCCUGUUGGCAGCGUGGAGAGCCUGUUGGCAGCGUGGAGAGCCUGGUGGCAGCGUGGAGAGCCUGGUGGCAGCGUGGAGAGCCUGGUGGCAGC